UAAAAACUAAUAUUUAAUAAUGUUAAAUCAAUUUAUAGCAGAGAAUCGUAUUCCAUACAAUGAUGAGAAAGAUCAACUAAAACCAAUUGUAAAUAUUAAAUGGCCAACUUUGUCAGAACGUGCAAUAUCUAAGAUUCGAACAAUUUUCCGAAAAAUUUGUUCAGAAAUUCAAAUCGAAUCAGGCAUAAAUUACGACGAUUUGUGCGGACCGUGGGUUUAUUCAAAAAAUCCUCUUUAUAGUCAAUAUGUUGAUUUACCACGUCCAAGUUUAUGCAUUUGGAAAUACUUUUCAGAAGAAGAUAUAGUUUAUCUCAAGAAACAUCAAGAAAAUAAGGACAUAAUACGUUCUUUUUUUGGUAAAUAA
Eufriesea mexicana is the source of this 364-nucleotide messenger RNA. RefSeq lists its product as uncharacterized. NCBI's taxonomy places the organism in Eukaryota, Metazoa, Arthropoda, Insecta, Hymenoptera, Apidae. The record is from RefSeq and is a predicted model, not a curated record. The transcript has a single exon. The coding region runs from base 20 to 364 and encodes 114 amino acids.